Molecule: messenger RNA, 2259 nt
Organism: Scheffersomyces stipitis CBS 6054
Lineage: Eukaryota; Fungi; Ascomycota; Pichiomycetes; Serinales; Debaryomycetaceae
Gene: FAA2
Product: Faa2p
Exons: 1
Coding region: 1-2259 (752 amino acids)
Biological process (GO): long-chain fatty acid metabolic process
Cellular component (GO): endoplasmic reticulum; membrane
Molecular function (GO): long-chain fatty acid-CoA ligase activity
Source: RefSeq, a predicted model, not a curated record
AUGUCCUCUUCUUAUUACACUGAGCAAGAUGUUGCCAAAGAGCAGGCUCUUUCCAAGCUUCCAAUUGCCAGCAGUGCUGUAAUUGACAAUACUCCCACUGGAGCCGCAACCAACGAUGGGAAAUACUCUUCUGUUUUCAGAAACAAGGCAUUGCCAGAACGGUUGAUCUCAGAAAUUCACCCAGAAUUGGAUACUUACCAUAAGCUCUUCAACAAUGCCGUGGCUUUGUAUGGAGAUAGACCUUGUCUUGGCCAGAGACCUUACAACUACAAGCUCAAGCAGUCGGCCCCAUACUUCAAGAGCUAUACCUACAAGGAAGUUAACCAGAGAAAGAAAAACUUGGGUGCUGGUAUCAUCUAUUCUUUGCAAAACAAUGCCUACACCAACUACGAAUUGGAACCUCACCGCAAGAUUAGGGACCAUUUGAAAGACUGGACUUCUUACGGGGUGCCUAUCAAUGCUCUCGAUAACAAGGAUGGAGAAAUUGAAAAGAGUGCUUCGUUCAUUGUGUCUAUUUUCUCUGCCAACAGAUACGAAUGGAUCUUGACUGAUAUAGCAUGCACAGCCUAUUCUAUUACCAAUACUGCUUUGUACGACACUUUGGGUCCAGAUGUUACUAAGUACAUCUUAGAAUUGUCCAAGAGUCCAAUUGUAGUUUGUUCUCACGAAAAAAUUCCCAUAGUAUUGGACUUGAAGGAAAAAUACCCCAAGGAACUUGAGAGUCUCAUUUCUAUCGUCUCAAUGGAUCCAUUUUCGACUAUUGAUAAUAGUUUGCUUGAAAAGGCUAGAAAUUUGAAAGUGGAAGUUACCGACAUUGAUCAAAUUGAAUCGGUUGGUGCCUCACAUCCACUUGAUGAGUUACCACCUUCUAGAGAUACUCUUUAUACUAUCUCUUUUACCUCGGGAACAACUGGUGCCAGACCUAAGGGUGCUAUGUUAAGUCAGACCAAUGCUACGUGCGCCAUGUCUUUCUUAGCUUGCACGGAACCUCAUUCUGGUGGAAAGGACAGAGCUUUCAUCUUCUUGCCAUUGACACACAUCUAUGAAAGGGAAACCAGUGGCUUUGCACUUGUAGGAGGGUAUUUCUUAGGAUUCCCUCAAUUGACCAUGGACAAUCAAAAGGUGGAUGUGUUCCAGAACUUGAUUGAAGACUUGAGAAUUUUCCGUCCAACUUACUUUUCUAUUGUGCCCAGGAUUCUUACCAAAAUGGAAGCUCUUGUCAAGACUUUGAUCAAUGAAAUGAGCGAGUCUGAUGCUGCUGAAGUCAGGAAGAUCAUUGAAUUCAAACUGAAUGAACACAAGAGAUAUGACGGCUCCGAAGGAAAGAAUUACCAUUACGAUAAUUUCCCUCCUUACAAAGCUUUGCGCGAAUACAUGGGUAUGGACGAAUUGAAGUGGAUGCAAACUGCCUCAGCACCAGUAGCUCCUACUACCUUAUCAUAUUUGAAAGCUUCUCUCAACAUUGGAUUGAGACAAUUGUAUGGUUUGACUGAAACUUUUGGUGCAAUCACAACUACUCCAGCAUACGAAGCUACAACCGGUUCUUGUGGAAGUAUUGCCCCUACAGGAGAAUUUAGAUUGAGAAAUGUCAGUGGCUACAAAAUUUCAGACAACAAGGGUGAAUUAGUCAUCAGAGGUCCUCAAGUUUUCAAGGGAUACUAUUACAACAAGAAGGAAACCGAGAGUUGCAUAAAUUCCGAAGGCUGGUUCCAUACUGGCGACAUCGCUAAACUAGACAAUAAAACUGGUAGAAUCUACAUUAUCGAUAGAGUCAAGAACUUCUUCAAGAUGGCUCAAGGAGAAUAUAUUUCUCCUGAAAAGAUAGAAAACAGAUACUUAUCGUCUAAUCCUAUCAUCUCACAACUCUAUGUACAUGGUGACUCUUUGAAGUCAUUCUUGGUGGGUAUAGUUGGAGUUGAUUUUGAGAAGGGUUUGUCGUUUUUAAACGAUGUCUGUGGCUACAACAGGUUGGACAUGUCCAGUGAAGAAAUGCUUCAGGAGAUCAACCGUGUAGAGACUAAGAAGAAGUUCUUAUCGAUAAUCAACAAGAACGUGAAUGGCAAGUUGAAUGGGUUCGAGAAAUUGCACAACAUUCACAUUGAAAUCAAUCCAUUAACCGUUGAGAGAGACGUUGUUACACCAACGUUGAAAAUUAGAAGAGGAGUUGCUUCCAAAUUUUUCGGAGACGUAUUCCAUCGUCUCUACAAUAUGGAGCAAUCUCUUGUGUUUGAGGCCAAGCAAAUAACCUCCAAAUUCUGA